AAUAUACGAGCAAAAUCACAGAACCAGGAUUAAACCAAGCUUUUUCUAGUACUAAAAUCUGCUUGAAACCAGGUUAUAAUAACGAUCUAAUUGGAAGUAAAUAUAUACAUUAAUAUAAUGCUGUUAUUCAUGCAAAUCUGGGUCUGUAUUGAUACUGUGCAGCUGACGUCAUGUCAUCAACAUUCCAGGUGAUGCUGCUAGUGCCUCUGCUCUGUUUGAGGCUCUUUUAGAUUUUAUCUGAGCUUUCAUUCAAUACAUACGUGUAGAACACCUCCACCAAUGGGGUGUCGGAUCUGGAGAAGAGUCCAGCUAGAGAUGAUCCAGUUCUUCUUGAUGGUGAAUCGUCAAGGUCAGACACGGCUGUCUCGAUAUUACACUGAUGUAGAGCUAAAUCUACGACAAAAUCUAGAGACUGAGGUGGUCCAACGCUGUCUGUCCAGAAGCAAAGAACAGUGCUCUUUUGUGGAGUAUCAGGAUUAUAAGCUUGUUUAUCGACAGUAUGCAGCCUUGUACAUUGUGGUGGGAGUCACAGAUGAUGAGAAUGAGCUGUCAAUUUUUGAGAUGAUUCAUAAUUUUGUAGAAGUUCUUGAUAAAUACUUCAGUCGUGUGAGCGAACUGGAUAUCAUGUUUAACUUGGAUCGUGUUCACAUCAUUUUGGAUGAAAUGAUUCAAAAUGGACAUAUUGUGGAGACCAACAAAAGCAGGAUCCUGGCUCCGAUCACCGCCAUCGACAAAAUUUGUGAUGGGUAGAAAUCCUCAAAUAGAGAACUGGACCAGGACUAAACCAGGUCUGAACUGGCGCUUAAACUGCUCCCAUCACCUACACUGGACCCUGGACUAAAGCCACUGGUUUUAAAUGACUGAACUGAAUGAAUCCAGAGACACUGAAGGAUGGUUCAAAUGCAGAGGACAUAUUUCUGUUUUGGAACAGUAAACAUUUUAUUAUAAAUAAAAUAUUUGAAAUGUC
Molecule: messenger RNA, 967 nt
Organism: Boleophthalmus pectinirostris (great blue-spotted mudskipper)
Lineage: Eukaryota; Metazoa; Chordata; Actinopteri; Gobiiformes; Gobiidae
Gene: ap4s1
Product: adaptor related protein complex 4 subunit sigma 1
Exons: 6
Coding region: 280-750 (156 amino acids)
Biological process (GO): vesicle-mediated transport; protein transport
Cellular component (GO): intracellular membrane-bounded organelle
Source: RefSeq, a predicted model, not a curated record